UUGGUGGAAUAAAUGGAGGAAAUUCUGAACGUCGAUUCCAUGCUAAGUCAUGUCGGCGACUUCGGAAGAGCUCAGGUGAUGUUACUGAUACUGUUCAGUUUCAUAAACUUCCUAUCGGCUUUUCACUAUUUCGGGCAAACUUUCAUCAGUGUGAUUCCCGAAUUCAAAUGCGAUUUCGAUACAGAAAGAGAAAACGUUACUGUAGGCAAAUGUGAUGUAUCCGAAACGCAUUCCAAUGGUUCACUGGACAGUUUUUCUUGCCCCAAUGGAUGGAGUUUCUGCAAGGAUAACACCUACGGUUAUGUUGGAAUAAUCGAAGAGUUGGGCUGGAUUUGUUCAGAAGAUUGGAAACCAGCUCUUGGCCAAUCGAUAUUUUUCAUUGGAUCAGUAAUAGGCAGUCUGGUUCUUGGUAUUCUAGCAGACGUGAUAGGACGUCUUCACGUCCUUAUUUUUGCCAAUAUGUUGGCAUUUUUCGGAAAUAUCGCUACGAUUUUAUCGAAGGACGUUACUAUCUUUGCUUUGAGUCGAUUUGUAGCGGGGCUGGCGACUGAUUCGAAUUUUUUCAUGAUGUACAUAAUAGUGAUGGAAUAUAUUCGGCCAAGUAUGAGAACCGUGGGGUUAAAUAUCAGCAUAGGCGUUUUCUACUGCAUUUCCUGUAUGAUAGUUCCAUGGGUUGCCGUAUUAAUGGGUAACUGGAAGAAAUUUCUCUUAUUCGUAUCUGUACCGCACCUGUUGGUACUCUUUUUCUACUUCCUGGUGCCCGAAAGUGCACAGUGGCUUAUCAGUAAAGGAAGAACAGACGAUGCCAUACAAUGUUUCAGAAAAGUGGCAAAAAUCAACAAGAAAUCAAUCGAUGAAGAGAAUAUACUAGGUUUGAGGUCAUAUUGCGAAAAGCACGUUUCUGUUGAAAAGCACCACGAAAGUUUUUUGGAUCUACUCAAGACGCCGAAGCUCAGAAAAAAGACGCUCAUCCUCAUAUUCAAAUCAAUGGUGAUGACACUCUGCUACGACGCAAUUUCACGUGACGUCAACGGCCUAGCAUAUUCACCUUUCGUCGUGUUUUCAGCAACUUCAUCGACAAUUCUGCCUGCUUGCUUGUUCAUUUCAGCCCUCCAAGACAAAGUAGGAAGGAAAACUUUGGCGAGUGGAGCUCUGCUGCUCAGCGGAAUAUUCACCAGUUGUUCUGGAACAAUACUGGCUCUGAUCACAACUCCAGAUCCAAUACUUAUCAUAUUAUUGGCAAUUAUUUCCCGAUUGUGCAUCAACGUGGCUUACAAUUCUGGAGCGCAGUACGCCGUGGAACUGAUCCCCACCGUUGUGAGGGGUCAAGGGGUCUCAGUCAUCCACGUCACUGGGUAUGCUGCUAGUUUUUUCAGUCCGCAGAUUCUUUAUUUGUCGAAUACUUGGGAACCAGCACCGAAAGUUAUACUGGGAGUUCUACUGAUUCUCGGUGCAAUAGCUUGUUUAUUCCUGCCAGAAACUCUGAACAAAACACUACCAGUGACGUUGAAGGAUGGGGAACAGUUUGGGGAAGAUGAGGGUAUUUUUGAGUUUUCCUGCUUCAAAACACCUAGUGAAAGUACUAUGACACUACACCGUGAUGUUGGCGGGUCUAACUCGUAAGCCCGUUUGUUGUUCGUACAUCAUGAAUACUGCCGAAAUAAGAAAAUAAUUAUGAUUGAUUUCUUGAUAACAGUUUCCUCAGUAGAAAGAAUAUUCACUUACUGCGCUUCACUCUAAGAGAAAAUGUUCCUUCGCGUAAUGUUUUCAUUUCUGGCUCAGAAAUACUCAGAAAUUGACUAGAGUUUUGGCAAAUACCGGAAGUCAUAGAUAUUCCUGUCCAAACGUUAAUUUUUUCUGGAUAUUGGGUAUGUGUUUCCCGGAAAACGUGAGGACUGGUGUCAUUCCAUUAAGGGCAAUAUUGUCUGUGAACAUUGCCGUUUUAAAAAAAUGUACAUUCGUCACAAAAACAAAUA
Molecule: messenger RNA, 1976 nt
Organism: Leptinotarsa decemlineata (Colorado potato beetle)
Lineage: Eukaryota; Metazoa; Arthropoda; Insecta; Coleoptera; Chrysomelidae
Product: organic cation transporter protein-like
Source: RefSeq, a predicted model, not a curated record